Messenger RNA from Entrophospora candida, 531 nucleotides. NCBI's taxonomy places the organism in Eukaryota, Fungi, Glomeromycota, Glomeromycetes, Entrophosporales, Entrophosporaceae. The record is from the annotation of a GenBank genome assembly.
UACUUACAGAUUGCUCCUGGGAUUCUACAUAACAAGCUUCAACCUCAUUUGAAGAUGUUUUGGGAAGAAUGGGAACAUUUUGUGGCAUAUUUUGAAAUAUUUCGCAACAACCUACUUGUUGAACUGGGAAUAAAAAAAAUCUCCUUGGGGAAACUUUACCAAGGUGCAAUUGGCAAAAAGGCACUCUUAGAUAUAGAAGUUAACCUUGAAAAGGUAGAAAUAUGUGAAAUAGGCAGACAUUUCCCUAAAAAUCCACCAAAUAAAUGUUCAGAUAACAGUCUAGUUGAUUGGGAGUCUGGAGUUGUCAUUAUUAAUGGAAAAAAUGCACCAUUUGCAGAUGUUUUUAUGACUUUUUUUGGGAUUAUGAAUAAUCUCAAUCUUAACUCUGCAACAAGAUCAAGGAUUUCCACUUUAAUACCUGAAAUUAGGAACAAUAUGGCAGAAACUAUUUGUAAAAAAAGACCAUACUAUGACGUUGAUGAUCUUAUUGAAAAAAACCAUAAGUAUGGCAGAGAAUUCAAAAAACUUUGA